Peromyscus leucopus (white-footed mouse) is the source of this 10250-nucleotide messenger RNA. RefSeq names its product FER tyrosine kinase (gene Fer). Bases 177 to 2726 code for a protein of 849 amino acids. NCBI's taxonomy places the organism in Eukaryota, Metazoa, Chordata, Mammalia, Rodentia, Cricetidae. Gene Ontology annotation, biological process: chemotaxis; regulation of mast cell degranulation; Fc-epsilon receptor signaling pathway. Gene Ontology annotation, molecular function: non-membrane spanning protein tyrosine kinase activity; ATP binding. The record is from RefSeq and is a predicted model, not a curated record. The transcript is spliced from 20 exons.
CAGGCACCUUGGGAACAGCAGCAGUUUUCUGACCUCUGUGUUACAGUGUCUGUCCUUGAAAUCCACACCACCAGGCAGAUCCUUGUCUUCUGUUCCUUGAAUCCAUCCAAGCGUUUUAGAUGUGCUGACUAGCAGGCUCACUUGUACGGUGUAGAAGACAAGCAGUACCUUACAAAAUGGGAUUUGGGAGUGACCUGCGGAACUCACAGGAAGCUGUGUUAAAGUUGCAGGACUGGGAAUUACGGUUCCUGGAAACAGUGAAGAAAUUUAUGGCCCUGAGAAUAAAAAGCGAUAAAGAAUAUGCAUGCAAUUUACAGAAUCUUUGUAAUCAAGUUGAUAAAGAAAGCACUGUGCAGGUGAAUUACGUCAGUAAUGUGUCCAAGUCUUGGCUACUGAUGAUUCAGCAGACAGAGCAGCUUAGUAGGAUAAUGAAGACGCACGCGGAGGACCUGAACUCCGGGCCCUUGCACAGGCUCACCAUGAUGAUCAAGGACAAACAGCAGGUGAAGAAGAGCUACGUGGGCAUCCACCAGCAGAUAGAGGCAGAGAUGAUCAAGGUCACAAAGACAGAAUUGGAGAAAUUAAAAUCCAGCUAUCGACAGUUAAUAAAAGAAAUGAAUUCUGCCAAAGAGAAAUAUAAAGAAGCCUUAGCCAAAGGGAAGGAAACAGAAAAGGCCAAGGAGCGCUAUGACAAAGCUACAAUGAAGCUUCACAUGCUGCAUAAUCAGUAUGUAUUGGCACUGAAGGGGGCCCAGCUCCAUCAGAGUCAGUAUUACGAUACCACACUUCCUCUGCUGCUGGACUCUGUGCAAAAGAUGCAAGAAGAAAUGAUAAAAGCACUAAAAGGUAUAUUUGAUGAAUAUAGCCAGAUAACAAGCCUUGUUACAGAGGAAAUAGUGAAUGUCCAUAAAGAGAUUCAGAUGUCCGUCGAACAGAUAGACCCUAGCACAGAAUAUAAUAAUUUCAUAGAUGUUCACAGAACAACAGCUGCUAAAGAACAAGAAAUCGAAUUUGAUACUUCCUUAUUAGAAGAAAAUGAAAACCUUCAGGCAAAUGAGAUCAUGUGGAAUAAUUUAACAGCAGACAGUUUGCAAGUAAUGCUGAAGACUUUAGCAGAAGAGCUCACGCAGACACAGCAGAUGCUCUUAAACAAGGAGGAGGCUGUCCUGGAGCUGGAGAAGAGGAUUGAAGAAUCUUCUGAGACCUGUGAAAAGAAGUCCGACAUUGUGCUGCUUCUGGGCCAAAAACAGGCACUUGAAGAGUUGAAGCAGUCCGUCCAACAGUUGAGAUGCACUGAGGCAAAGUGUGCAGCACAGAAGGAAUUAUUGGAGCAAAAAGUACAAGAAAAUGACGGGAAAGAACCGCCUCCCGUGGUGAAUUACGAAGAAGAUGCACGAUCCGUCACAUCGAUGGGGUUUGAUUCACUGUGUGAAGAAUGCGACCAGAGAAGGACACAGAGACAACCCAAAUGGAUUUCUCCCAACACUAAGAAGGAGCGAAAAGAGAGGCUAUCCAAAUUUGAAUCUAUUCGUCAUUCAAUUGCUGGAAUAAUUAGGUCUCCAAAAUCGGCUCUGGGCUCAUCAACACUCUCUGACAUGACCUCUAUGAGUGAGAAGCCCCUGGCGGAGCAUGACUGGUACCAUGGCGCAAUCCCCAGGAUAGAGGCCCAAGAGCUACUGAGGCAGCAAGGAGACUUCUUGGUGCGCGAGAGCCAUGGGAAACCCGGUGAAUAUGUCCUUUCUGUGUACUCAGAUGGGCAGAGGAGACACUUCAUCAUACAGUUUGUCGAUAAUCUGUAUCGAUUUGAGGGCACUGGGUUUUCAAACAUCCCUCAACUUAUAGAUCACCACUUCUCAACAAAACAGGUCAUCACCAAGAAGUCUGGGGUGGUUCUGCUGAAUCCGAUUCCUAAGGAUAAGAAAUGGAUUCUCAAUCAUGAAGAUGUUACAUUGGGAGCAUUACUGGGCAAGGGUAAUUUUGGUGAAGUAUAUAAAGGGACACUAAAGGAUAAAACUGCUGUUGCUGUUAAAACGUGCAAAGAAGAUCUUCCUCAGGAAUUAAAAAUCAAGUUUUUACAGGAAGCCAAAAUUCUCAAGCAAUAUGAUCACCCCAAUAUUGUCAAACUUAUAGGCGUGUGCACACAGAGACAACCUGUCUACAUCAUUAUGGAACUGGUCCCAGGAGGUGAUUUCCUGUCCUUUCUGAGGAAGAGGAAGGAUGAAUUAAAGCUCAAGCAGCUAGUCAGGUUUUCCUUGGAUGUUGCAGCUGGCAUGUUGUAUCUCGAGAGCAAGAACUGUAUACACAGGGACCUGGCUGCAAGAAACUGCCUGGUAGGUGAAAAUAAUAUUCUGAAAAUCAGUGAUUUUGGAAUGUCUCGGCAAGAAGACGGCGGAAUAUAUUCAUCCUCUGGCUUAAAGCAGAUUCCCAUUAAAUGGACAGCACCAGAAGCUCUUAAUUACGGGAGAUACAGCUCUGAAAGUGACGUGUGGAGCUUUGGCAUCCUCCUCUGGGAGACCUUCAGCCUAGGAGUCUGUCCGUACCCUGGAAUGACAAACCAGCAGGCCCGGGAGCAGGUGGAAAGAGGAUACCGGAUGUCAGCCCCACAGAACUGUCCAGAGGAGAUUUCUAAAAUCAUGAUGAAGUGUUGGGAUUACAAGCCUGAGAACCGCCCUCGGUUCAGCGACCUUCACAAAGAGCUCACUGCCAUCAAGAAGAAAAUCACAUAGUGCCGGCCAGGGCCAGACUUCACCUGCAGGACUCUGUCCUCAGCCACCCCGACCUUACACCACCUUACUGCAGCCAUCUUGGAAGGUUAUGGUUUUUAUUAACCGGGUUUUUUAAAGUCCGUUCCACUUUAAAAAUAUGUUAAAGGCAAAUUUAUUCAAGAAAUAAACAGUCCUACCCAGGGCCAUAUUAGCUAACCACAGAACCCUACCGUGUGAGGCCGCUGUAAAGAGAAAAGCACAGGUCUAACUGAGAAGAUAAAAAGGCCUAUGUUUUCAUGCCUAGGACCACUGAUGCUCCGCCAAGGUUUUCUACUUGAGGCACAGCCCGUGGGCUACUGUCUUCUGCCACAGGCCCUCCUCAGUUGGUGCUAUAAACAGCGUUGGUAGCGCAUGCUCGCAGGACGCAUUCCCACCACAGUUGGCUCUCUCCUCUGCCAAGGCGAGAUUGUAUCUAUAAAUAUAAUCAUAUAUUGGGAAUUACUUGGACCUCCUAGGGUUUUUCUUUUCUUUCCUGUCAGAACAAGCCCGGGGAGAACAUCACACCCCUGCUAUUUUGUCUUUUACCUCCUCAGUCCAGGCUGCAGAAAAUGGUGCAUGGAAAAUUCCCAGAGAGCACACAGUGUGGAGGCAGCAGCUCCCGCAGGACACUGCAGAGGACAGGGAUGACAAGAAGUGUGUGACCAGGAGGGCAGGCUGGGGGAUAGCGGCUAGCCAGUGCCCGACAGGGGGAAGAAAACAACAGCCUGCUUGCCUUCCAGACUUGCACCUUUACAGUACACUGUAUCUGUGGUCUGAGUUCCCUAACGAAGCCCAGGACAUGUCUCAGGAGCUCAUGGAGUCCAGAGGAGACUUUCUGAGAGAUCCUGAGGUCGGCAGAAGGAACAGCAUGACCUUAAUCGUGUACCUUCAUCCUAGGGAACAACCCAGAAUGGAAUUCCCGUCAUUUGUGCCAGUUCUUGAACCGUGGCUCCCAUCCACAAACAUCCACAUACAUCUACUGAAGUGCACAGUAGCUAUGAAUGAAAUAGAUGGACGAGAAAUCAAGUAAAUGUCAAUGAAGAAACCCUAGGGCACCCACACUUCCGUCUCCUCUUUCAUCUAAAGGCAGUACCCGGAAAUCUUACUGAUAGCUCAUGGGUAUGCAAGCACACACAUCUUUAAAGGUGUCUCCUGUGUAUCAAGUGUAGGGCAGUUCAGUCUAAGAUUUGGUUGAAGUGAAUCUUAGCUGUGUGCAGGGAACUUCCCCAUGAUCUAUCCACAGUUGUCUCAGGAUCAGUGUGUCUGGGGGAUAGUCUCACUCAGGGGAAGAUGUGGCCCGGAAGCCUUCACUAAGUCCUCAGGCCAGGGUCCAGACAGCCAUCGCUUUAGGGACUACUCGAGUCUGUGUUGAAGAGCUCAUGAUGGCAAGUCCCUCCCCUUCCGGGCUGUGUAGAGCACAGACCAGACUCUAAAGGGUACAAAGGAGGCUGCUGAAGAGAAGAAUGGCUCGUAUCUGUCAUUCCACCCUCCUUGCUCAUUUUAUACGCAUGUAAUGAUCAUACGUGCAGACUAAAGAAAAGGCCGUAUGAGCCUGCCCACAGCAGUACACUGCCCCACACAGAGCAGCCCCGUCAUCGGCACCCACCGCGCUCCCGCAGGUCAGACACCACACACAAGCUUAGCUCCCUCGUCAUGGCACACACCAGGGAAACCCAAGUGCAGACUCCAGAAUUCAGACUCGGUGCUGUGCUGCUCUCCAGGCAUCUGCCGGCCCUCGGAGAUAAGACGUUCCCUUUCAGGGUUUCCAAGUGAAUCUGUCUAUAAUACAAUUUUUGUCCACAAGAAAGAAAGAACAGCCUCUCAGAACUACACUCCCGGCCACGGAAAGGAGACUGACUUGGCUCUAACUCUGUGAACAAGACCCGAAGCUUAAUCCUUGCAUUCUGCUUUAAAGAGAACAUGGCAUUGAUAAUUUCACUCAUCUCGGCUGUUGGGAUUUGCAAUUCACAUCAAAACUCUUUGCUUAAAUUAAAAAGGCUUUUCAAAACAUCGUGACAUCUGCAGCAUUUAAAUUCUAUUUUAUUCUUUGUCCCAGAGCAGGCAGAGGUACAGUUUAAGAUUAACUCAUCGGGAGCCUUUCAGGAUCAUGUCAGUCGUAUAGAAUAUUAAAUUUAACAUAGGCGCAUGCAUUAAGAAAAGCUUAUGCAAAAACAUUCUUACUGUUAAUUUUGUUAUGCUUGAAGCAUAAUUUAUUCAUCCCUUCUGUCACUGAUAAUUAUUGGAAUUAUGUACUUUAGGAGGCUAAUCCAUACCCAAAAAGUGCACAUAUAAAUACAGUUCUGAUUUGCAAGUUGAUUUAGGGAACAGAGGCUGCAGAAACGCACAGAAUUCUAUGAUUUGUUUCGUUAAGUAAUAAUAGUAAACAGGUGGUACCCAAAAUUCCCACUGGUGUGGCCGCACUUGAAUGUGGUCACACAUCUUUAUUUCCCUAAUGGGUUAUCCGGGAGUUACUUGUAGCCCUGCUCACAGCUACACUCAGCAUUCCUUCAGUUCAGCCAUCUGGGCAUGAAGGGGAGGCUGGUAAACCUGAGCAGUCUGACUUCCCAUCUGCAUUUUCCUACCUUAAAUCACAAGAAGCUUUCAUGAGAAGUGGGUGGUUCAUUGUUUUUCAGAGAGAGAAAACUUCUCUGCCAAGUCCUUGUGUAUCCUGUGUGACCUAAGCUUUCUUCCCAAAGCCAUUUUCUUAGGAAAACCAUAAGGGAUUAUGAGGCUUUCUUUCAGCCCCUUCCUGCUACGAGGUCCACAGGGAGAUGUCCCACGUGAUUCUUUCUCCUUUUUCCAAGACAGCAGGGACGGUAGAGUUAGUUCCCCAGUCACAGCUGGCACCUUCUCACAGACACCAUACAGCCUGGAACCAUUUGUGGGUAUCUCACAGAUGGUAUCCACUGCAGGCAGAGUUGUUUAGAAAACAGAAUUUCUUAGAGCUGAGAUUGUAUUAGUUUCCUUUUUAGUCACUAUUUCUGUUAGCUAGCUUCACUGACCAGCUCCACAGUGCUGGUACCAAGACUAUUGGUAAGCAAGCAUUUUAGUUGCAAUAUGUGCUACGAGCCAGGACUCGGGGGUGGGGGGGGCAGUGAGCACCCCAGCUGCAGCGGCACAGAUCUGUGUUGUGUGUCACGGUCAGAGGAGUCUCGGGCACACUUCCUGAUCCCUGUGAUUAUCAGUUGCUGUACAAGUGUACCUGAACAUCAUCCUGAUACACUGUGUACGCUGUCGUACAGCUCUGUGUCCUUGAAGCAAGAGUGACAUCUGAAAGGGACUGUCUGCCUGAGCCCUCUCCCUGUCAGCACACUCCAUUUGUCACACCAUUGGCAGUCGCCAUGGCUCUUGUCAGUAGAUGUGAUUGUCACGGGGAGACAGACUUUCCUAUUUGGAGAUCAGAGCCCUCAUACAAAAAAGCACCACCACUGAGAAAGAGCUGCAGAGACACAUUUCCCUGUGUGUGUCACUGUCUUCAAUAGAUGGAAUCGAAGAUUUUUACAUGAAGAUCCAUCAUUAAACUGGCAGGAGAGUUUACUAUCAAAGUAUUACCUCAUUUUAACUAAUUUACUAUAAAUAUCACAGUUCUAAUUAGAUUUUUACUUUAUAUUUUUCUGGGCUUAUUAGUUUGAUAUCAAGUCUGACUGUGUACUUUUUCUGAGAAUGCAGAAUACCACUCAUUUCUGUAGAAGAAAAAAAGACCCUGAUUUAAAAGCCAGCAAGAUCACCCACAAGGAGUCACUGAUACAGACUUAAGUUCCCAUUAAAUGUUCCUUUGAAAGUCACAUUCAAAUACAGAUAGUCCACUAUAUAUCAUCUCCCUAAGUCAGUUUGAGAAAUGUACCCUUAUCCCCACAAACCACCCCACUGUCCUCUACUGAUUCAAAGAUUAAAUUCAGGACCAGCCUAUCCUGGCCUCUAUCCUGACAGGCAUGAAGAGUCUAGGACAGUAGGAAAACACCCUGCUGUGACAUUCUUAAUCCCUCUACAGUGCCCAAGAGUAGGGGCACAGUGGUUGUGCCAGUGAGCUGUCCAGGCAGCAUGCAGGGAGGCAAAACAGGAAAGAACCAGUUCCCUGGAGCAGGUGGAGAAAGUGGAGAGGACUGAGAGUGCAGCCUGGAAGCUCGAGGAAACUGCCAGGUGCCAAACCCUUCCCACAAAACCUAGACCAGAUCAGCAGUCCCAAAGCUGCAAAGGAGCCCACCCCAAAGCUGCAAAGGAGCCCACCCCAAAGCUGCAAAGGAGCCCACCCCAAAGCUGCAAAGGAGCCCACCCCAGUGCCAGGGCCACUCCCUGCAGCAGGAGCUGCUUGCUUGGUACCCCAUCCAGAGCUGACACUGUGAGAUGUUCCACUCACCAUCUUCCCACCCAGUAAAACUGGUGUGCUCAGUCCUGAAAGAGUAGUCAGUGCCUCUUUACACUUGCGCUAGUUAUCAGUGCAUGUUCGGCGGAAGCCACUGAUUCUUCACGUCUCAUUAGGAAUCUUUUUAUGCAGUGGAAGCUAACUUGUGCUGAGGUUUCCUAAAUGAGACCGUACAUCAUCUCGUGACACCUUUGACCACUAGUAAGGAACUAAAUGGUUCCUGGAGUUUCCUGCUGAGGGGCCCUGCUGUACUGCGCUCUAUGAAGAGAAACAAAGCAGCAGGAAAGUUGGGAAAGGAGCCGUGUUUCUUGACUUUCCACGAGUAACAUUUAAGGGAAAGAGAGAAAUAGAGACCUUCUGAGGCAGAGCACAGUUCAGCCAGGUAAGGAAGUGGGCAUCCAGCAAAGGAGUCUGGGAAAACAGAGGGCAGUCAGAAUAUCAGUGAGACCCAUGGAAAAGCCCCAAGCUCUGGCAGCAUGGAGCCCACCUCCUUCUGAACAGUACCAAACAGAGCACCCCUUCGGCUUCUGCAACAGUUUCUUGAAGGGCUUGAGUAGACUGUCUGUCUAUCUUAUGCCCCCCACUGCCUCGGAAUGUGGCCGCUUUCUCUGCAAAGCUACAGAGGUGGGGGUCAAGGCCAUCUCCUGUGCACCGGAAACUGGGAACCCGAGUUACAGCACACCUCAGCGUAGGGUCUACAGGAAAUUGUCGGGAUGUCUCUGGGUUUCACUUCAUUAAUGGAAAACUGUAACACGGCAGGUUUAGCUCCCUUGCUAGCAAGCUUGUAAGAAUCCUCAAACAAGAAUAUCCACCAUCUGUUUUUGAACUUCAGAACUAUGUACCCAAACAUCCGUUAAGCCAGUAAGAUGCAGGUGUUCCACAGACGACCAGAGUGCUGGGUGACAGUAAUAGUCCUGUCGCAGAACGUUACCCUCCCGUCUGCCAUACCAGGUCCAGCAGUGCUAAGAGGUGUGGUCUUCAGACUUGGUUUUGACUGCUGGCUACCAUCCUUUCUCAUCUUUGGCUUUGCAGUGUUUCUCUUUCCCAGAAGAGAAAGGCCUUCUUUAUUGUUCAUUGGCUUAUAAGCCCAAGAGUCUCUUCUCAGGGGUUCCCUGCCUCACAGGGAUGUGCAGACCUAUUCUGAGAAGUCCAAGCACAGUCAGCCCGAGAGUAAAGAUGGCCUGUAGAGAUGGCAUGCUUAGGUGCUGUGUGAGCGGCCUUAUCAGCAAAGGCUUAGGGACCUUUUUCUAAGGACAUUAAGACUACUGUGAGUGGGCGUGCCCAAGUUGAAGGCUUCCUUAUUGUUUUGGGCUAGUAAGCUGACCUCCCACCCCCAAAGACAUAGUGGAACAGAAUACUCUACAGUAAAGCCCUGGACAUCCAGUUCUUCCACACACUACUGCAGGCUAAUACACUCUGUAUCCUCUAUACCCUUCUUAAGAGCAAUGUCUAAGUUCUUCAAGUUAUAUCAUGUUAAAUGAUCCUCUAAAACUUUAAGAGAGCACUCUGAGGGUUCAAAGUAAGCCAGUCUGCCUGAGUAGAUACCCCAGAACAUUGUAUGAAGACAUCAGCUCUCCUCAUAGUUUCCCAAAGCACCUCCCUGGAAAACCAGACAUUCCCACUUUCCCUGUUUGUUGGGAAUUUCUGUAGCAUCACAUAAGUAGGCUGUGAAUGCCACCCAGCAGAUUCUAGACUGGCCUAGUAGGAAGCCAGGUGUCCUCCUCUAGCCACCAGAGCAAACAACAGAACCCUGUAAGAGACACAGCACAGCCACUUGUGGGCACAGCGAGAACCCAAGUGUGAAAAGAAGCUACGUAUGAAUCCAAACUCCUGUUCCUCCCGAAGUACUUGUCAAAUCACCCUGAGGUGUUGGAGUUGCCUGACAAUCAUUAUAGAAGAAAACGUGAGCCCUGUCUUCCUGGAGGCCCAGGGAGGUCUCUCAGUGCCCUAUAUUCAAACCCUUAGGGGCUAAGAGGGACUCAGACAGCUGCUAUCAUCGAUACCCUGUGGUAGCUCAGCAUUCCAUGCCUUUUCUCUAAGGGUUUUCCUCUUACAAAGAAUUCGGUGGGGAAAAUAUGCCUGCCAACUCCUAAGACACGCCAGACUAGUUAGUGUAUGCAAACACCGAGGCUGGAACCAAGCCUGAGCCUCACCCAGAGGACAGCUGUGCUUAACUUAGCCCCGGGUGCUGCGGAGCCCAUCCCAGGCUAGCAGAGCCCAUCCCAGGCUAGCAGAGCCCAUCCCAGGCUAGCAGAGCCCAUCCCAGGCUAGCAGAGCCCAUCCCAGGCUAGCAGAGCCCAUCCCAGGCUAGCAGAGCCCAUCCCAGGCUAGCAGAGCCCAUCCCAGGCUAGCUGUAGCUGCUCUCCUUUAGCAGCAACCAGAAAACCAACACUUAAGAAAAGCAAGGUUCCAACAGAAGAGACUUUCCCAUCCCUCCCUAGACCCUGGGCCUUUACAGACAGUGCACAGGAUGUGGACACAUCCCAGCGGAGCUCGCUUUUUUACUUAGUGUCAAUGGGAUGGUUUCAUCCAGCUUCAGCGGGUUACUAUGGGUAUUCUUCACAGUCAAGUGGCUCUGAGCAUCCAAUAAAACAUAAAAGAAGCUCAUUUUUUCCAAAUGCAUGGCCAAAGUGGCCAGAGACACAAGAUGCCCUUUGUCUCCUGGAAUGUCACUUCAUUGUCACAAGGUCUGCUCCCCAGCUUUAUCUUGUGCACAAGGUCUCCACGUGGACGUAGUUCUUGUGGGACAGUUCCAUCAUCAUCCUCGCUCAUAGGCUACCCAGGCUGCCUGUUGAAUCAGCUUCCUUACAAACCCCUGUAGAUUCUAGGUAUAAAUGCCUAUAGGUUUUACAUUUUCUUUGUGCGUCAGUGAAUGAGUGAUUGAGCAGCUGAGGACAGUGGGGGCGAGUGCUGGUGCACAUCCUGUUCACUUUGCAUCGUAGUUGGUGUCUGAGUUUCUUAGUCUGCUCUGGGUGCUUUUGGUGAGUGCUCUAGAAUGCCAGAACUCUCCAAAAGCAUAGCCAUGCAACCACAUCAGGUUUAAAGAUCCGUAAAAAUACAAGGGAACAGAAGUUAGCAUCAGAGACCCACAAACUACUCUGACUUCUUCAAGAAUCCAAGCAAACUGAGCACAAAAAAAAAAA